Molecule: messenger RNA, 1133 nt
Organism: Cucumis melo (muskmelon)
Lineage: Eukaryota; Viridiplantae; Streptophyta; Magnoliopsida; Cucurbitales; Cucurbitaceae
Product: mediator of RNA polymerase II transcription subunit 18
Exons: 5
Coding region: 199-852 (217 amino acids)
Biological process (GO): termination of RNA polymerase II transcription; regulation of transcription by RNA polymerase II
Cellular component (GO): mediator complex; core mediator complex
Molecular function (GO): transcription coregulator activity
Source: RefSeq, a predicted model, not a curated record
GGGCUUAAUGUUUAACAAACAGUUGAAGGCUUUGAAAUCGAUCUGGCUACGAGAUUAGGAGAAAUCCUCCAUUCCUCGUGGUUCAAACUUUGAACUUGAAGGCAGUGGAACUGGAUAUACAGCUCGGAAUUUGAAGCUUUGGAAUUUGCCCAUGAUUUCAAACUGAAGCAAAUCCAAGUGGCCGCAGCUUAGACUUCAAUGGAGUGUGUGGUUCAGGGCAUAAUUGAGACCCAGCACGUUGAAGCCCUUGAGAUUCUUCUUCAAGGUAUUUGCGGCGUUCCUAGAGAAAGAUUGAGGCUCCAUGAAAUAUGCCUAAAAAGUGGACCUAGCCUAGGUGCUGUAGCAUCUGAGGUUCGGAUCUUAUGCGACCUUGAGCAGGCUGAACCGACAUGGACGGUUAAACAUAUUGGAGGGGCAAUUAGAGGUGCAGGUGCUGAACAACUCUCUGUUCUGGUUAGGACAAUGGUAGAAAGCAAAGUUAGCAAGAAUGUGCUUCGUCUAUUCUAUGCACUUGGCUAUAAGUUAGAUCAUGAGCUGCUGAGAGUUGGUUUUGCCUUCCGCUUCUAUCGGGGUGCCCACAUAACAGUGACAGUUUCAUCAGUUAAUAAGAUGUUAAAGCUACAUUCAACUGAUGAGGCUGUACCUGUAACACCUGGUAUACAGCUGGUCGAAGUGACAGCCCCAGCAACUUCUGAUAACUAUUCUGAAGUAGCCGGUGCAGUGUCGACUUUCUGUGAAUAUCUUGCACCGCUGCUGCAUUUGUCGAAACCAGGAAUAUCCACAGGUGUUGUUCCUACUGCUGCGGCCGCGGCAGCCUCGCUUCUAUCUGAUGGUGCCGGAACAACAAUGUAGAUGGUUCGUUACAAUGCUUGAAGGUUAUUGAGUUGGUAUGGAUAUGGUGGCAGUAAGUUCUUCUAAAGUUUAGGAGUUAACCAAAACUUAAUCUAGAAACGAUUUUCUGUAGUUCCCAUUGAGUUUAAAGUAGCUAGGCUGUAGCAUAUCUCUUUGAUAUCUUCAAGGAAUGAAGCUUAUAUUUAUGUAAAUAUCCUUCAACUACCAGAUCUACUCCACCUGUUCAGAAUUCUUUUUAUCUAAAUCAUUGAAGAAUUAUAUCGCACUUUGGAUUUGGGAUU